Molecule: messenger RNA, 4475 nt
Organism: Amoebophrya sp. A120
Lineage: Eukaryota; Dinophyceae; Syndiniales; Amoebophryaceae
Source: the annotation of a GenBank genome assembly
GGCCACAAUGUGCGCGUGUUGAUGUCGGUAAGCUGCGUAAAAGCUGCGACCUGCUGGUCUUUGUGGGACUCUUCUGCCGACUGGUACUUGUUUUGGCUACGAAAAACGAAGACGUAGACACUGGACGUUGCCAUUGGAACUGAAACAGCUCGAUGACGCUAUCCCAAUCCCAUCAUAGCGUCUCCGUGUGGGCGUGCUCAAGGACAGUCUUGAAGCGCGUUUGUUUAUGUACAUGACCCAGCACUACCUAUGCCUAGCCCUACGUCUUUUACUUUAUGUUUAAAAAAUAUGUGCUGGCGCCUCCGUGUUGCUUUUGCAGACGUGCGAUCUGUGUUCGCGUGACAGCGCAAGUGGCAAGACGAAGAUGAACAUGUUGCUCCAGCCGGGUUCUUCUGCAAAAGCCCUGCCACUGGCACAGAUUGAGCGCGGUUUUGCACUGUCUAAUGUGUCAGUGGAAUACGUCGAGCGCGGGGUGGAAGGCACCUACAGGCUUUGCGUCGAAUAUGAUGCUUUUGCAUCGACCUCCACAAUUUUAACUAGUAGAGACGAAACUGCAGCACGUCGUCGCCGCCUGCUGUUUUCCGCAAACGAGUCAUUAGGCAAAAUUCUUUGUCUUCGGGAUGCCUACAAGGACACCAUAGACAACUACGAACCCUACACGACGGUCGCGGCAUCAGCUCGGCACGAUGCCGACAACGAUAGUAGCGAUGAAGAGCGAAACAUCACAAUAGCGUCGGAUGACGACGAACGAGAUGAAGAUGAAAAACCCGCAUCGAGCCAAACAGCGGCAAGCGGUUCAAAGAGGAGAAAAAGCAAAAUGAAAGGCAAGACAGGGCCAAAACACGAAGAGAUGAAUGUCGUAAGCGUAUUGGCGAAGUCGGGCUUGGGCAAAAGCAGUGAAGAGACUUUCGAAAAUGAAGAUGAAGAAGAAGAACAACAUGAUAAAAGUGCAAGAAAGAGUGGCGAUGCUGAGAACGACCGUGAAAUGAAAGACCAGCAAAGGAAAAAGGAUAAGCUACUAGGCCUAGUAGCCGGCAACGCCUCACUUGGGCCGACGUCUUCGCUGCCCAAGGGAGAUAAGAAUCUGACAUCUGCUACGAACAGGAGUAACGCGAUAGAUGAUGUUAAAGCACCGCUCCUCGUCUCUUCUGCGAACGCGAAGAAACCUACGCUGGGUGCUGUAAAAAGAUCACAGGAUCAAGACGACAAGCGCUCCGAGUCGAAAAAACGUGUGCAGUUCAAAGACAAGAAAGAUGUCGUAACCUUUUUUAGCGGUGCCCCGGAUCUCGAAGGAGAUGAAACUGCGACCCAGGUGAAGCUCCUCGACGACGAAGAUGACGAAGGUAACGGACAUGAUGGUCGAGACCCGGCGACGAAGAAGUUGAAGUUGUCGUCUCGGGAGCAAAGCGAAGAGAAACCGGCCACGUCUCGUGGCGUAGCGAAAAAGACUGGAGUAUCAGCUUCAGCUUUUCGUGAUGCAAAUGGACGAUUUAGUUCCCGCUCCAGCAAGAAUAACGAGCAGAAGUCUAUGCCAAUGAAGGCAGUAAAGAAAGAGAAAGAGGUUGAGCAGGAGCCAGGCUCUGAUGAAUCUCCUUCUCUGGAAGAUGACGACGAAGACCUUUUCGCUGGGUCGAAAAGUGCGACGACGACGAAAUCCGCGCUAAAGGACACUUCUAGUAUCAAGAAGUCGUCAAAGGAAAAAGCACCAGCCAAAGCCAAGGCCAAGGCACUUUCUGCUGUGCCAUUGCUGAAACUUCCCAAUAAGAACAAGGAAAGUCUGCUAGAAGAAGAUGAUGUCUCUGGACAGGAGAAAGGAGUAGGAAAUCACGACAAGAACGCCAGCCGAGGCCUAUUAGGAGAAAAGUCCCAAAGCCUGCAAAAUGUAGCUGGCGAAGGAAGUGCAAAGACAACUCCACGAGAUGAAGGCAGUACGAGAACUCCACGAGACACUGGUGAUGGAAGUAAAAGAACGAAGCCCAGACCGCGUAAGAAGAUAACACAAAACUCGGCAGGGAAGCCCGUCGAUGUUGACGCUGACAGAAUCUUUCGCGCCCUGAUGUACAUUACUCCUUUACUGCGAGUUGUCGCGAGAAUACGAAAGGCUCAAGAUGAUGACAAACCGUCCAAAAGUGUCGAGCAUGAAAAGGAAGAAGAUGAAGACGUCGAGUUGCCAAAUGUUGCCCGAGCUCGUGAGUGGUUGGUUGCGGACCUAGCUUUCGACAUGCAAAGGCGCUGCCGGUGGAUAGACACUACAACUCCCGCCAACGACGAGGGAUCCAUGUUUUUAAAGUCGCUGAUCGAAGACGAUUUAAGGAGUAGCAGUAGGAGUAACUACGGAAAAAUCGGAGCGCAGCCUGCAUCUGCUGGCGCAAAGGAAUCUUUUGCGCGGAACGCUACCCCUCGCCAUUCCAGCAAACGAAUUCUGGAGCCAGGACUCUACCCUGAUUACGCUUUCCGCGGUGACGUGCUAGAGUGUAUAAAUAUUAUGCUUUAUUUAUAAUAUUGAUAUGAAAUUGAUGUAAAUGUAAUUGAGCAUACUACUGCUUCAUGCUUGCUUGAUGUUGAUGAACACUAUUCUAUUGCUUUCGGCCUUGAUUUCGCACUACUGGGGUCGAGUCCGUUCAUGUUCUCGGCCGACGUAAGCAAGUGCAGAAGAGUACGCAAAUAUAUAAAAUAUUUGAAAAAAUAAAAAAGUUAAUACGCACGACUUCAGUUGAUCAAUUUCCAUUUCUUUCAAUAAUCAACAACAGCCUGUCCCCUUACUUGUCUGCACGUUCUCCCUGAUAGUCAUCCGGUCGGGCAGUGCACCGCUUGUUCCUUUACGACGCCAAUGCAGAAACGGUGUCAAUUCUACGAAAUUGCGAUUGGUGAACCCUCCAGGGACCACCUGCGUUUGUGCUUUAUUUGCGGUAGAGUUUUCGCCAAGGCCAGACUGCAAGAAAAGCCCAGGGACGAGACGUACACAAAUGACGUUCCAGGAGACCGCAGGUUUCUGCCGACUGUGGCAGAACGUGCAAGCGCUCUGAGGAAAAUCAUGGCCAACCGGGGUAAGUACGCAAGAAUUUCGAAGCGCGGAAUCGAAACCCCAGUUAGUAGGAAGUACUUGCACGUUUCGAUCGCAGACCACUUCGGGGAGGCGCGAAAAGUCAAGAAGAAACUCCAAAGCUUGGAGCAACUGUUCCCGCACCACCGUUCACAAAACCACACGCCAGGGGAACCUGCCGACGACCGUGUCGACCAAGAAGUGGCGACAGACACGAAGAUGAACAAAAAGGCUGGGCUUACCCCGUCCGCGCGCGCGCAGAAACUUGAAAGAAUUCAAGAACUUUUUGUGCAGGAAGUAGAAAUAAUGAAUAUGAUCCAGCAUGAAAAUAUCGUGAGGAUCCGUGAAUCUUUUCUGGACGAGGAAGCAGACCCGAGCGAGUGGUACUUCUUUGCGGAAUAUGGUGGCCGAAGUUUGUUGGGGUUGCUGCAUGAGAUCCCUGCAGACGAGUUGGUGGUCUUCGGCGCGCAGUUCCAGAGUGCCUGUUUUUACCUCUGGGAGCAGCAUAUCUGGCAUCUGGACCACAAGCUGGACAACUGCGCCAUAACUGACGAUGUAGGAGGCAGAACCUUCAGCGACGGCCGGACGUUGAAAGUGCUUGACUUCGGUAACGCCCGUCACAUCACUCCCGAAUUCCUUGCGAAUCCGCCCGCUCUCCGCGAUGUCCUUUUCACCCCUCCUUUUUAUUGCGAAGAGUUUCACUCGGAGUUGUACAAGGUGGACAAUUUUGAAAGUAGCGAGAGCGGGGAGGACUUUACCGCGAACGAAGCAGCUUCGGCAACUGCAAUUUCCCGCAAGCAAGAAACCGUUGACAUUGUAAAGAUUCUGCGACUUCAAGAGGCCCACCUGGCUGCAAUCGUGAUGAAAUUUCUGGGCUCCGCGCGGCCUGAACAGGGGGUCGAGUACGGGCGCGAUACGACAUUCUUGAACGUUUACGCUACGCAGUUCGAUCAAACAAACUAUCGGCAGGUGAAAGCAGCAGUCGGGUUUCUCGUCAAAAAAGAAGAGUUUGAAAAAAGGGUGCUGUCGGAAGUGGCUUCACUCUUCGCAGCAUCUGGUGCUUCCAGCUCCAAGAAAAGUCCUAAAUCCAGCACGACCAAGAUGUGUGCAAAGAAAUAGUGGGAAAGCAGAAUGUUGUCGUUGUGAACCAAUAAGAAGUACUAGAGCCUAGUCUGUCCGCGUCAACAACGCAAGUGAAGAUGAGGCUGUGUCGAUGUCUAUGCAGGCUCUCAUGAGUACUAGUAAGUAGCGAAGUUGUGGACUUGUUACAAGUUGUGAAUGCGGUGCAUGGUUUUGUACUUCGUUGGACCAAAGGGACUACUGUAUCUUUACAGUACAGUGCGUUGCACUUCAAAUCGAACAGCGUCAAGAUCAAGUAGAUAGUCAGGAAGAACUCGGAUACAAAAUGACAUAGGCUGGCUUUCUGUAAUAU